AUGACCCAAUCAUUAGCAAACAGUCUUCAGCUGAAGUUAAUUCUUUGUCCAGUCAACAUAAGCGGUGUUAGUGCUAUAGGAACUAAGAUUGAUUCUCAUACUAUAACGACUUUACAAUCUAGAUUUGGAGGGUAUGAGAAGAAGGUUGAGUUUUGGAUUGCUCGUUCCAUAACACACUUCCAACCCCAAAGGCAAUUAAUGAUAGAAACUUGGAAUAUACCCAAAAAUAUUGAAUUAGCCGACCCAUGGUUCUACAAACCUCAAAGGGUUGAUAUGCUGCUAGGAGCUGAAUUAUUUUUUGAUCUCAUGGAAUCAGGACAAGUUGCGUUAGGCCCAAAUUUACCGGUUCUGCAAAAUACAGCUGUACGUUGGAUAGUGUCGGGCAGCUGUUAUGGACAAGGGAAACGGAGCUGCUUCUUGGUGCAGCUUGUCAAAAUGGUGGAAAGGUUUUGGACAUUGGAAGAAGUACCUUUCAAAUCUGUUCUCACUCCGGAACAAGAACGUUGUGAAGCUCAUUUUAUAGACAAUUUCAAAGUUUUAGAAACGGGACGAAUUCGUGUGAAAUUACCAUUUAAGGACAGUCCAUACCAAUUAGGUGAUUCUUUGGAUAUAGCCAAGAAAAGGUUUUACUCUUUAGAAAAAAGAUUGGACAAAACUCCUGAGAUAAAAGCGCAGUAUUCGCAGUUCAUGCAAGAAUAUUUAAAACUUGGACACAUGUCCCGUGUGAGGCACAUCGCAUUGAGUACACCCCAUUGUUUUAUGCCGCAUCAAUGUGUUAUUCGCCCUGAAAGUUCGUCCACCAAAUUAAGAGUAGUCUUCGAUGCAUCGUGCAAAACCAAGUGCAAUUUGUCCCUCAACAAUUUGCUUAUGGUAGGAUCCACUCAACAGGAUGAAUUGUUUUCAAUCAUUUUACGUUUUCGAAGUCAUGAGUUUGCACUAACAGCUGACAUACAAAAAAUGUAUCGUCAAAUUGAAGUUGAUCCUGAUGAUCGUCGUUAUCAACUUAUUCUUUGGAGAUUUAACUCCAAUGAAAGACUUCAAACCUAA
Molecule: messenger RNA, 1047 nt
Organism: Episyrphus balteatus (marmalade hoverfly)
Lineage: Eukaryota; Metazoa; Arthropoda; Insecta; Diptera; Syrphidae
Exons: 1
Coding region: 1-1047 (348 amino acids)
Source: RefSeq, a predicted model, not a curated record